Molecule: messenger RNA, 4318 nt
Organism: Cladophialophora immunda
Lineage: Eukaryota; Fungi; Ascomycota; Eurotiomycetes; Chaetothyriales; Herpotrichiellaceae
Exons: 7
Coding region: 200-4201 (1333 amino acids)
Biological process (GO): intracellular calcium ion homeostasis
Cellular component (GO): membrane
Molecular function (GO): ATP hydrolysis activity; P-type ion transporter activity; ATP binding
Source: RefSeq, a predicted model, not a curated record
CUGGAAAGGCUACGGAAAACUUCUGCCCGCAUCAUCGCUGCAUCAUCCCUCCCCAUGUUGGCCCCCAAUUCAAAUCCAGAUCGAUAUCUGUAUUGCGUAGCUGCACCAAACGAGCCAUCACCCAAUGUCACCCUCAUAUACUCUGAAUCAAGGAUGAGUUGAGAAGCGCGUCGGCAUUGUGCCUGUGGCACUUCACACCAUGGACAGCAACGCGCAUCAUGAAGGCGCUCCUCGACGCCCCUCGCGAAGGAGGAGCUCGAGCGCAGGGAGAAUGCACCGAAGAGAUUCCAACUUGAGUACUGCAAGCAUAGUCAGCGAUGUGGAGAUGUCGACCACUGAUGUGUUUUCUGGGCCCAUCUCGGAAUCAGUGCCCUCCUCCGUGACGGGAUUCGCGUACAGGGUGCCCAGAAGGCGAGCUGGGUCGAUCAGUUCCUUCACAUACUUUACCGAGCAAGACCAAGAAUCACCGAAUGUCUUCUCAGACGAAGAGGCUGUUGAAAGCGACGAAGAGCAGGGCCACAUACAUAAUGAGGACCGAGACCUGGAGGCUGGCCUUGAGCCUACCACAUCCCACCGCAAGAGUUCAAGCAGAUACCGAACGUCGGUCGACCAGCCGCUCCUCCACAGACACGAUUCGGCGAGAAGUGACACACAGAAACACGAGGACGGCGGCAACUUUAGCCAAAAAUUAUACAUUGAGAAUGAGGAUCUGACCAUGGCCAUAGCUGGAUUUACGACGUCCACUGUAGGCUAUCUGACCUAUCUGGCCAUCUGCACCUUGACAGCGGGUAUCGGCUAUCUGGUCUUUCGCUGGGUGCCUCGGUGGCGCAUAUCUCUCAUUGGAUCUUCAGCACCCCUCAGAAAGUGCUCUUGGGUUGUCGUAGAGAAUCAAUGGGGCGAAUUCACGGUUCAUUAUGUGGUUUCUGAGGACUAUGGCCAUCCCAUGUCAUCAGUUUUCACACGCUCUGGCAAGGAAAAUCUCAAUGGAUAUCACUACGACAACGACGCCGAGUUGCGGCGCCUACGGUAUCUGGAUUAUAGAUACAUGAGGCUCUUGUACUACCCGGUUGAGGAUAAAUUCGUCUUGAACAACGACUGGUGGGAUCCACAAUGGGUGUCGGUGAAAGCCCUUCGGGAGGGUCUUGACACCGAAGAAAGAGACCCGAGAGAUCAAGUCUUUGGAAAGAAUAUGAUUGAGAUCCAACAGAAGACUAUUCCAGAAUUGCUGCUCGAUGAGGCUUUUCACCCCUUUUACAUCUUCCAGGUCGCCAGCCUCAUCCUCUGGUCAUUGGACGAGUACUACUACUAUGCCGCGGCAAUCUUUGUGAUCUCCGUCUUCUCCAUUACCACUACUGUUGUGGAGACUCGUUCGACAAUGCGACGACUGAGAGAAAUCUCGCGCUUUGAGUGCGACGUUCGUGUUCUCCGCAAUGGCUUUUGGCGUUCCGCGCUGUCGAGUGAACUUGUCCCUGGCGACGUAUAUGAGGUCUCUGAUCCCUCUCUGUCACAACUUCCUUGUGACAGUCUGCUCCUUGCAGGCGAUUGCAUCAUCAAUGAAAGCAUGCUUACCGGCGAAUCUAUUCCUGUAUCAAAAAUUCCUAUCACCGACGAGGCUCUGCCCUACGUUGAUCUAGGCGCAACGUCAAUCCACCCAAGUGUAGCCCGUCACUUUCUUUUCUGCGGCACGAAAAUCAUUCGUGCAAGGCGACCGCAGGAUACCGAGGACGACGAAGCUGUUGCCCUUGCUAUGGUUGUCCGUACUGGAUUCAACACAACCAAAGGUGCUCUAGUCCGGUCCAUGCUCUUCCCUAAGCCAUCAGGCUUCAGGUUCUACCGUGACUCUUUCCGGUACAUUUCGGUGAUGGGCAUCAUCGCGGCGGUCGGGUUCAUUGCUUCAUUCAUCAAUUUUGUCAAGUUGGGACUCGCCUGGCAUCUGAUCAUUGUCAGGGCACUGGAUCUCAUCACAAUCGUAGUGCCUCCCGCUCUCCCGGCUACUUUGACUAUCGGCACGAAUUUCGCCUUGGCUCGACUCAGAAAACUACAGAUUUUCUGCAUCAGCCCGCAAAGAGUCAAUGUUGCUGGAAAGUUGGACGUCGUGUGUUUCGACAAGACGGGGACUUUGACGGAAGAUGGCCUUGAUGUUCUCGGUGUACGACUUGUGCAACAUCCGGAAAUACGCUUUGGGGACAUCCUGGAGGAGGCGCGUGAGCUUCUUCCCCCAGCUUCCUACGAUCGUGAUCCAACGGUCGACUACCGAGUCAAUAAAAAUAUGCUCUACACAAUGGCCACAUGCCAUUCCCUUCGGCUGGUCGAGGACGAAUUGAUUGGCGACCCGCUCGAUCUCAAGAUGUUCCAAUUUACCGAAUGGUCAUUCGAAGAGGGUUCCCGUAACACGAGCCACUUUAUCGAGCCUGGAACACACCAGACAGCGCCAAGCGUGGCACGUCCUCCACAUGGCUUCGAGUAUGAUUUGGAAGACUCUCAGGAUAAUGAGAACCCGGUGCGCGUCGAACUGGGCAUCCUGCGUUCGUUCGAAUUCGUCUCGCAUCUGAGACGAGCCAGUGUCAUUGUGCGGCAACAUUGUGAUCCAGGUGUCAAUAUCUACGUCAAAGGGGCACCAGAAGUCAUGAAGGACAUCUGCACUGCAUCAAGCAUUCCUGAUGAUUUUGACGACCUACUGAACUACUACACCCAUAAAGGAUUCCGAGUUAUCGCCUGCGCCUCGAAAUAUAUUUCGAGACUCAGCUGGGACGACGUACAGAACAUGGAACGGUCCGAAGCCGAAUCACGUCUUUCGCUAAUCGGCUUCAUAAUUUUCGAAAACAAGCUCAAGGAAAUCACGACUGAGAUCAUUGAAGAACUGAACGAAGCCAAAAUCCGAAAUGUCAUGUGUACAGGAGACAACAUCCUCACUGCUAUCAGCGUGGCGAGAGAGUGUGGCAUCAUUGAUCGUAAUGCACACUGCUUUGUACCUCAUUUCAUUGAGGGUGACAAGAUGGAUGGCAAAGCACGCAUCUGCUGGGAAAGUGUCGACAAUCAAAUCUAUCAACUUGAUGAAUAUACUUUGCUGCCUCAGCCGCUGCCAGCCGAAGACGACAAUGCAGCCCCAUAUGAUGCAAUCGCCAUCGGCGAUUAUACACUGGCAGUCACUGGCGAUGCUUUCCGCUGGAUCAUUGAUUUUGGAUCCACAGAGGUGUUGCAACGGAUGCUCGUCAAAGGGGCAGUCUUCGCUCGAAUGUCUCCAGAUGAGAAGCACGAGCUUGUAGAGAAGCUACAGAGCAUCGACUACUGCUGUGGGUUUUGUGGUGACGGUGCAAACGACUGCGGUGCACUCAAGGCUGCAGACGUUGGUGUCUCACUGUCAGAAGCUGAGGCAUCUGUCGCUGCCCCAUUCACCAGCCAUAUUUUCGAUAUUUCCUGCGUACCCGCCCUGAUCAAGGAAGGCCGUGCUGCUUUAGUAACCAGUUUCUGCUGCUUCAAGUACAUGAGCUUGUACUCGGCCAUUCAGUUCACGUCUGUCAGCUUCCUAUAUGCGUCGGCUUCGAACCUGGGAGAUUUCCAGUUCCUCUUCAUCGACCUUGCGUUGAUCUUGCCACUGGCAAUAUUCAUGGGCUGGACUGGCGCCUAUCCGGUUCUGAGCAAGAAGCGUCCUACCGCAAGCCUUGUAUCACGAAAGGUUUUGACGCCGCUGCUGGGUCAGAUCGUGCUUUCGGUACUUGUUCAACUCGUCGUGUUCGAGACGGUCCAACAACAACCUUGGUAUAUACCACCACGACUGGACAAGGAAAAGUCCAACGUCGACAACUCUCAAAAUACCGCCUUGUUUUUGGCGUCCUGCUUCCAGUAUACACUUUCCAGUGUUGUUCUCAGCGUCGGGCCACCAUUCCGACAGUCCCUGGGGACGAAUGUGCCCUUCUGCGUGACGAUCGUGACGGCGCUCCUGAUUUCCUUAUACAUGCUUCUCGACCCUGCCAAAUGGGUGGCGAAUUUCAUGGACCUGACGGAGAUGGCAGCGGACUAUGAAGUCUUCCUGCUGGUGUUGGCUGUGGCUGGGUUUGCCAUUGCCUAUCUAGCGGAGCAAUAUCUUUUUCCUCUGCUGGCGAAAUACAUUGGACGGCUCAAAUCGAGGUUGAGACCCGGACACCCGAAAAAGAGAAAGCAGUAUAAGCUCAUUGCGGAAGAUAUCCAGAUCAGUACAUAGAGGGCUGUAUGCAUGCACAUCGAUCGGGUUAGAAUAAAAAGAAUAAAGAGCUACCAAAUGAAAGGAGGAGAACUCUACUAAUUCGUUUGGCCUGUGCCAUUUUGUACGGCAGUUAUA